Debaryomyces hansenii CBS767 is the source of this 168-nucleotide messenger RNA. Its product is annotated as DEHA2E04796p. The coding region runs from base 1 to 168 and encodes 55 amino acids. The transcript has a single exon. The record is from RefSeq and is a predicted model, not a curated record. NCBI's taxonomy places the organism in Eukaryota, Fungi, Ascomycota, Pichiomycetes, Serinales, Debaryomycetaceae.
AUGCCGCCGCAUUGUUUGCGUCGCAUACGGCCAUCGGACCACAUUCUUAGUAAUGAAUUGCAAGGUUCGCGUUCUUGUCAUAAUUUUCUGGGGAACAAUGUGGAAGAAUACAGUUUAGUCUGCAAGAAAACCAAAAUACGAUCAAACUCAAUUGUACAUAUUAUCUAA